AUGUCAAGCGAUCAACUAUCAACAAAGAUUAUGAAUUUAGGCUACUUUGACAUAAUCGAAAAAGCUAUAUAUCAAGUUCCAUUACAUUUAAAAAUUUAUCUGCUUGAAUGCACAAAUUACAUGUAUAAAAAGGAGGAACUAAACGGGGAACAGAUACAAGGAGAAAAAUUAUUACCAGUUAUGAAGCUUUGCUUGAUUUCUGAAGAUAUUGAAUUGAGUAUUACUACAGCUUCACUUCUCAGUAAUAUGUGCAGACAUUUUACUAAAUUUUCUGAUGAAUGCCAAGAGUUACUUUUCAAUCUGAUUGCUAUUUGCUUUUCAAGAGAAGAUAACAGUUUACUUAUAUUUGUAGGCGAUGCAUUAAGCCGCAUUUUACAUUUAAUAAUAGGGCAUCCAAUUCGACCAAUUAUUGAUAUGAGUUUAGACUUUGCUUGGAGAGCAAUUCAAAUUGAAAAUGAAGAUAUUCAACUUUAUGCACUUAAAUGUGCAACAGAACUUCUGCUACACAAAGAAAUCGAAAACAUAUUCAGAAUUAUUAGUAUUGAAGAUGCUGCAUCAUUUUUAAAUUCAUUUACAGAAAUUUUGGUUAAACAAUCCAUCGCAUUCUUCUUUUGUUUAAUGGAUGAAUAUUCAGAUCUUAUUGACGAUGUAAUAACAUCAACAGUUCCUUCGAGAAUUUUAUCUUUAAUGGAAUUUGCUCCUUGUAAGGUGAAAGACUUAGCUUUUAGAUAUUUCUUCUGUCCAAUAUAUAGAAAACCAAGUUUGAGACUUGAUUCACUUAUAAAUGUGCAAUAUUUGGAAAGAUUCUUCGAAAUGAUACCAAAUUGUCAUGGAACUUCCGUUUAUAUUGAUUGCUUAGAGACACUAAUUCAAUAUCCCAUGUUUAUUGAAAUAAUAAACCAAAUUGACGGCGUUGAUACUCUCGAAGAGGUUUAUGACAAAAUUGACGGCGAUGAAGCUGAUAGAUUGAAUCUUUUGCUCGAUAAAAUUGCAGAACUGCAAAAAGAUGAUUGA
This is a messenger RNA of Trichomonas vaginalis G3, 1014 nucleotides long. Its product is annotated as armadillo (ARM) repeat-containing protein family. The record is from RefSeq and is a predicted model, not a curated record. Lineage: Eukaryota; Parabasalia; Trichomonadida; Trichomonadidae. The transcript has a single exon. The coding region runs from base 1 to 1014 and encodes 337 amino acids.